Periophthalmus magnuspinnatus is the source of this 1540-nucleotide messenger RNA. RefSeq names its product peroxisomal biogenesis factor 11 alpha (gene pex11a). Gene Ontology annotation, cellular component: peroxisomal membrane. Gene Ontology annotation, biological process: regulation of peroxisome size; peroxisome fission. NCBI's taxonomy places the organism in Eukaryota, Metazoa, Chordata, Actinopteri, Gobiiformes, Gobiidae. The coding region runs from base 211 to 951 and encodes 246 amino acids. The record is from RefSeq and is a predicted model, not a curated record. The transcript is spliced from 3 exons.
GACACCGGUAUGUGAAGCGUGCGUCUCAUUUGAAACUAAACUGGAAAUAAAGAUGAGAUUUUUAACCACACGACCAUGACACGUGUAGGUUUAACUUUAAGACUUUUAUAGCUGAAUAUUCCUGAUGAUGGUGGUUGUUUAGGUUUAUGUUUGUAGCAAGACUGAAGAGCUGUUAUUUCUGUAAGAACAAAGUGUACUCUGGACUCAGCCAUGGAAUCUGUGCUGAAAUUAACAAAUCAAAGUCAAGGAAGAGAUCGCAUUUUUCGGACGACCCAAUAUGCAUGCGCCUUCAGCUCAUAUCUGCUCAGAAACCAUCCAGACAGAAAGGAGCUGGUGGGGAAACUGAAAAGUCUGGAGAGCAACAUGAGUGCUGGACGAAAGUUGUUCAGAUUGGGGAACACACUGAACUCCAUUGACGCUGCUAAACGGACCGUGCACAUUACUGACCCGGUGCUCCGUGUCUCACUCACUGCAGCUAACCUCGGCCGGGCUUUGUACUUCAUAUGUGACAACUUACUCUGGCUCCGAAACGUGGGGCUCGUCCGUGAUAUUGACAAGGAGCGCUGGAGCCUGCACGCGUCACGUUGCUACCUCCUCUCUCUGAUUAUGAACCUUAUCAGAGAUUCUUAUGUAAUUGGUCAGUUAAUGGUCCAAAGAGCCAGAGAUAAGGAGUUUCAAAGGAAGAUGGACGCACAUCUCCGAGAAAGCACUGAAGUAGCAGAGGCUGUGGUACCUCAGUUAGAUGCACUGCUUUUUCUUCUUCUCCACAUAAUUAAAUCACAUCCUGCCGUGGCCCUGGAUACAUUCAAAAAUAUAUGUGAUCUAUUUAUUCCACUGGAUAAAUUGGGGAUUUACCAGUCUAACGCAGGGGUUGUGGGGUUCUGUGGUCUGCUAUCUUCCAUAAUUGGAAUUGUGACAUUGGUGCGACCAAAUUUGAAAAUUAAACCAUGAACAAACCUAUUAAAUUAUCAGGCACUGUUAAAAUAUAAGACUUAAAUGUAGUUUUAUUCAUUGGUCCUGCUAAAAAGUGAAAGUAGGCAAGAUUCACCUAAAGUGCCUUUAAGUCAACAACCUCAACUAACCUCACGGUGCUACAGCAGGGCUACGUUUCACCUGGGGAUACUUCAUAUUUAUUUGACAAAGAGGGCACAGUGCAAUCGUAGUUGCACAAUAGUUUGACUGUUUAACACUGUGUGACACUAAAACUGGUAUAAACUGAGACAUUACUGACUAGUUAACGUGCUGCUUUGACUGUUUGCGAUUUAACAGUAUUGUGAUUUUUGUAUUGUAAGACUUCCUUGAAAAAUUAAAUUCCAUGGACCAUGAUCUGUCGGGAAAAAAAUGAAAAUGCAAAGCCAGUCUUAAUCUUAAAAAAGUGCACAAGUUGAAGGGAAUCUAACUUAUUUUGUAACAUGUUCACGAUGAAUGGAGCGGUGUAACAGUUUUAUGACACUGAGAUGGAAACGGGAACAUUGUCAUUUUCUAAUAAUUGUACUUUUUGUAUACAUUUUUAAUAAACACAAAGUGAAUUAAUGUCUCU